This is a messenger RNA of Megachile rotundata (alfalfa leafcutting bee), 5038 nucleotides long. Its product is annotated as GTPase-activating Rap/Ran-GAP domain-like protein 3. Gene Ontology annotation, molecular function: GTPase activator activity. Gene Ontology annotation, biological process: regulation of small GTPase mediated signal transduction. Lineage: Eukaryota; Metazoa; Arthropoda; Insecta; Hymenoptera; Megachilidae. The record is from RefSeq and is a predicted model, not a curated record.
AUGUUGUGCUUGGACAUAAAACUGGUCUCGCGUUUACGAGGAGUCUCGUUGACGAGUGGGACGAACGUGUCAACGGCAGCACCCUCGUCAGCGACCUCGACCUCAUCGACGACUACCUUUGUGGAGAAAUGCAAACACGGCAAAGGAAGAAGAGUGAGCACCGGAGACGCGAGUUCGGUGACAGAAAGCGACAGCGAAGAGGAAACGUUGCCAAUCGGUCACGAAAUGAUACGCCGAAACAGAUCGAGAUCGGUUUGCGUGUCUGCUUUGUCAGCUUUGCACCAAAAACAUCUGCAACGACGGGCCAGCCACCAUGUGUCUACGACGGAUACAAUUUCGAGGAGAGGAGUCCUUUCAAGACGAUACUAUGGCAGCGUUGAAAUGUUGCCGCAGAUUGAACAAGACGGCUAUGACAAUGGACGAAGAUUUCGAGUCGAAAAUGGCGAUUCUCCUGGAGAAAAAGAAGAAAUGUUCGGAUCACCAAGUACACCGAUAUUGGAAAAUCCUGAGUACCAAACUCGUUGGUAUUUUAAGUACUUCCUCGGAAAAUUGCAUCAGAAUUACAUCGCUGCUGAUCAAGAGAGGAAUCCUCUGUUUCUGUCGGUUGUCACCAGCGAAGUCAGCGAUCAAAGUGUGCCACAUUACAGAGUGAUUUUAUGGACAAAAACUGGUGCACAGAAGAUAUCGCUGCCGUACUCCGCGAACAAGACGAUGACAAUUAGGCAGAUCCUAAGUAACUUCUUCGGAUUAGACAAGCUUGACAAAGCUCCGCGCGAGGUUUUCGCACCGGAGAUACAAAAAGAUUUGUUGCUGUUAGAAGAACAAGAAGGUUCGGUGAAUUUCAAGUUCGGUAUAAUAUACGCGAAAAAAGGACAGACCACCGACGACGAGAUGUUAUCUAACGAAAAGGGUAGUCCUGAGUUCGAUAAGUUCCUCGAAAUCCUCGGCGAAAGGAUACGAUUAAAGAAUUGGGACAAGUAUCGAGGUGGCUUGGACGUGAAAGGUGACAUGACUGGAAAAGAAAGUUAUUAUACAGUGUACGCAGGACAUGAAGUUAUGUACCACGUAAGCACAAUGCUUCCGUACUCAAAAGACAAUCCACAACAGCUCGAGAGGAAACGGCACAUCGGCAACGAUAUUGUUAAUAUCAUUUACACGGACGACCCCGAAGCGAUAGACACUUUCAACCCAAAUUGCAUCAGAAGUCAAUUUACACACGUAUUCGCCGUGGUAUCAGCCGAAGAAACAAGCAGGGGAUGGCGAGUGGCGAUCUACUGCGACGAAAACGUACCCCUAUUUGGACCCAGUCUUCCCUGUCCGCCAGUCUUCGAAGAUCCUUACACUUUGAGGGAAUUCCUUCUAGUGAAACUAAUAAACGGAGAAAAGGCCACAUUCAACACUCCGACGUUCGCACAGAAGCGUGAGAGAACGCUGGACGCCCUGCUACGAGACAUGUACCAGGAGCACUCCCAGGAGAGUAAGAGCAAUAGCAUGUUAAACCGACGAACACUGUCGGACGUGGUGGAGGCUCCAGGUCGACGUCGCGAAGAGACACGGGCUGUGGAGAUGGUGCAAGUUGGCCAGGCUUUGAAGUUGGAAGCGAUCGUUAGAGGUCUCGCACCAACUUCUUUGGCCACAGCGGGUCCGUUGAAACCCAGACCAUGGGAACCACGGUGCAUUUAUCCGGACUUCCCCCAUGAAGUUGCCUGCGGUGACGUUUGGUUGGAUAACAAGCUGAUUCUUGCCAGCGAAAAUGGCACGUUCCUUGUGGAAGACAGCCUAUCGCACAGACUGAUCUUCGACGAGUCCGUGCAGAUUAAGCAGCUAGACGUGGUAGAGCAGCACGGCAUCUUACUUUUUCGAACCGGUGAAAAAGGGAAAGAGAGCCACGUCUACGUGUUUCGUUUAAAAGAGUUUGAAAACACUACGAUGAAUAGAGUUGCUGAAGUAAUGAAUAACCGCGAGGAUGAUCAGGAUCACGAACACAACGGCGAAGAGGAAACUGCCGAGGACGACGUGGACGAGAGCGAAGACGAUGACUGUGACAAUUUCACGAGAGCCACUGCGAAAUUCAAACCCGUCAUUCGUCGUACUCACGUUCGUGUUCGACCAUUGGCUGUAAGAGGACGGGCACAUAUAAAAGAGAGAAAACUACCGCGAACACGAGGAUGUAAUUUAUACAGUAUUACUAUGCCUGGUGGCUCCCAUUUGCGUAUGUGUGUAGUAGUUGGACGGCGUUUAACGGUUCUUCAAUGGAAACACAGCGCAGCGUGGACUGCAUGGUGUUCUGCAGCCGACACGGACACCAUCGACGGUUUUCUGUUCGUGAAGGAAUUCAACGUAACCGAAACCCCCUCUAUAGUGACAAUAAUUGAAAGCAUGGAUGCAAAUAAUGAAUGGACGCUAUGCUGUGGCGUACGACACCAUUUUGAAUUGAUCUCCGCUUCUGGAAGCACAAGAAUUCUUCACAUCGAAGGAACACCAAAACCUCAUCUGGUGGCUGCGUUGAACCUGUGCGAGGACGAGGAACCCGAACUACUACUUUGUUAUAAUAACACCUGCCACUUUCAAAAGAUAUUGGACGAGAGUACCGCGCCAACAGAAUUCGAUUUCAACUGGAAUUCCGUGCCGGCCGCAAUAGCUUGUGCCUUCCCUUACGUGAUUGCCUUCACCAACGAUACCAUGGAGAUACGAUUAAUAAUCAAUGGAAACCUAGUGCACACGAUCGCAAUGCCCAAUUUGAAUUUAAUCACAUCCAAACAGGAUAUCUUCUUCUCGACGACGGCCCCGGAAUUUCUACCAGGCAAAUGCGAAAGAAUUCGUUUGGACACUAAGCCUCCGGACAAAGAAGAACCGGUUUCCAGUCCGUCUCCUUUCGCACAAUCUUCGUCGUCUCGAUCUAAUCUACAAAACAAUCACGGAGAUUGGAAACCAAUAAGAAUCUACCAAAUACCGCUGCAGACAUUAUCGAGAAGCUCUUUAUCAAGCUGUACACAAAGACGAUGUCCCAGUCCAGCGGAACCGGAAAUAGUCUCCGCUCCACCAACUGGCGCAGCUGACAAGAGUUUCCUAAGCGUCGAGCCUCAUCGGGCAUUGAGCAGAUCUUGCAGUAGCAGUCCAACACCGACACCAACGAAUCUGAUACCACCACGGAUCAGGAAAUAAAUGAAUCGCGAUGAUUUACAGAGGUUUCGAUGGAUAGCAGGUACCUGACGCUUGUGCCUCGAUAGAACAAAAGGAAAUGCAGUCGUGUAGCUAGAUUUACUGCCGUUGCGAGAGCAAUCGAGAUGUUACAUGCAAGAAGUGCCCUUGGCGUCUUUUAAGUGAAAGACUACUGAUGCUAACUUUCUUUUAGAUAAAUGUUUUUUUGUCGACGAUACGGUGUUAUAUUUGUCACCGGUCUUGAAUUAAACAUUCGGAACAGUAACAAGUCAGUUGGAUUACAGUAUUGAGUUUGACUGCAGGGGUAUCAUUGAGAUAAAAGAUCGGACUCGUUUACAGUACUUUCUAUUCAUACCUGAGGAAUAUGUAUUUUUAAACGUGUACUUUAUAUUUUCUUCCAAUAAUUUGAUCUCAUUUUUAUAGAAUAAAAGCGUGAAAAUGAUUGAAGGAAAGAUUGAGAAAUGAGUCAGCUGUGUUCAAUUUUAACUUAAGAAAAUUUCGCCAGAGGGUCAGUUACAAAAGAACAAAAACUAGUUUGUUCUCAAAACAAAAAGUUGAAAAUAAGAUGAAGAGGAAAUUAAAGCAUUGUAUUUUAAAUGUACUUGUGAUAGAAUAAAAGUUCACUUUUAGACAUUUAACAAUAACAUAUAUUAGACUUAAUAAAUUCAGAAAUUUCCCACAGCAGAUAUAAUAAAUUAAGAGAAUUCAGAAAAUUAAAGUCCAUUUGACUAGAGUGAAACUACAAUCCUUUUGAUUUCUAAUAACGUCUUUUUAACUUAAUGACACCCCUUCGUCUGACGAGCUGUGCCAAGUUUACGGUUGUUUUUAACACGUUCCGUACCAACUGUGUCUUAAAAAGCAGCGCAAAGAGGCGGCGAUAUUUAAAGGGGCCGUAAAAUCGCACAAAUGUGAAAAAAUGCAACUCCAAAAGGGAGGAUAAAAAGUACCAUGUCACGGUCGCACAAAGAAGUGUUUUGUAGAGUGUAUCCCUGUAUUGAAACGUAAAGUGGAAUAUGGAAUCUUGAAAUGGAUUAAUUUACCACUUAAUGAUUUAAUUUACGACCUUUUAUCGCGGCCGCUGCACCUGUUACCUGGGAACAGAAUGUGUUAAAACAAAUUGUAGCCACGAGAAUUGCGUCCUAUACGUGUACAUAAUAAAAUAGCUAAUAAAAUGUAUACUAUCGUUGAUCUUUUGCUGUGAAAUUUCUCACGCCAUUGUAUCGCCUAGCGAUAUUUUUCUGUCACUCGAGAUUGUUCGGUUUCUACAUGUAUGUAUCUACUGAAAAUAAAAGGAAGAUAAAAAGCUAUGUAUCAAACAUUAAUCCGUGACAUAAUUCCAUUAUAUUUAUUUUUAGGAACAUUGAAAAUUUCAAAACUUUGUCAACAGCCCUUGUCCGAUAAGUUUUAUGUUUUCACAGUUGCAAUAAAUAAUAAAUACAUGUGUCAAACUAUUUAACAAAUUAUUCAGUUUUUUAAGACUUGCACAAGAUUUCUCGUACGAUAGUGCAGCAUACCGUGUUUUCGCGUUAAAAGAGGGUUCUACUUUAACAACGACCGCAAUAAUAUCGGCAUGGUUGUCUGUCGAGAAUUAACAGAACAUUUUUUGUACAUAUAAACUGGGAAUUCGUUAAAUUAGAGAUUCUUAUCUCCAAUUCGUUGUAAAAGUUCGAUAUUCCUAUUUUUGUACAUUAGUUAUUUUUCCAUUUGAAUAUUACAAUUUUCAUUAGUUCCUGUGAAUUAAUUCAUCCUAAAAAUCCCUUAUUGCUAUUGAUUUUUCCCUUCUAUUAAAAACGUCCAACCUAAAUAUUUACACAAAAUAUUUAGUUUAUAUUAAUUCAAUUCUUCAACUCCAUAAACACGUCGUGUAUACUAUGAA